Messenger RNA from Lutzomyia longipalpis, 13127 nucleotides. RefSeq lists its product as uncharacterized. The transcript has 4 exons. The record is from RefSeq and is a predicted model, not a curated record. NCBI's taxonomy places the organism in Eukaryota, Metazoa, Arthropoda, Insecta, Diptera, Psychodidae. Gene Ontology annotation, molecular function: nucleic acid binding. Gene Ontology annotation, biological process: DNA integration. The coding region runs from base 7538 to 12826 and encodes 1762 amino acids.
UCAAGGACGCUGCGGUUGGGUAAAUUCCUUCCACAAGAAGUUGGUAUUAUACAUACAUAAAUGCUAAACGCAAUAACUGAAUUGUAAGCUUCUUGAGAUGCAAAGUACUUUACUUGGAUUCCAAGGGUGGAAAAUAUAUACUUUAUAUAUGGCAAACACAGGGAGUCCCACAAAAUCCCCCAACGAAUAAACAUAACAUUAUAAGUAGGGUCUCCAACAUUAAUUUGAAUAAUUUUAUGUAGAUCCAAUCAUACACAAAAGCACUCUGCUGGAUUUUGGAGCUCACAAGAUUCACAAGCGAGAAAACUUAAUGGUAAAGCAGCACAAAAGGGAAAGAGAGAUUUAAUUGUGGGAAGUUUACAUUAUAUUGACGAAUUAAUAUAGAAAAGUUCAAAGGGAGGGGAGUAUUGUAAACCUUAAGAACUCUAAAUUUUGGAGCUUAUUCUGACAAAAAUAUUUUCUUUUCUAUCUAUUUCGUCUUACAAGGGAUUUUGUAAGAUUUGGCAUUCCCACAAAAAUUUCUUUUUCAUUCUUUUAUAGUAACACAUACACAAACCUCCGAAAUUAGAACACGAAAACAGAUGUCGCUGUUAAAAUUUAAGUUUUAUCAAACGAAGUGAAACCGAAGAUAGACGAAGUGAAAUAAGUUAAUGUAAAUAAAGAAAAUGAGGUUAAAGUUAAGUGAAUUUAUCAACAAAACACAAUGGAUUAUUCGAUUUUGGGUAAAAAUUUAACCCUUUUAAAGUAUUUUUGCAUUUUCCAUGCAAAAAAUUUUCCAUGAAUUAAGAGUUUUUUUUCUUAAUUUUUUUUAUCUAGAUUGUCAUCGAAAAAAAAUUGAAUCAUCCGGAGCUUUUGAACAUCUGUGGCAUCCACGGAUUCCGGGAAGGAAUACCCGGACAACUCCCAGGCAGCAUGAAAUUUUUGUUUAAUAAGCAGAAUCUUAUGCGGAAUGAUGGAAGCAUUUGAGAAAGAGUAGAAAUUGGUGGGACCAGCUCUACGGAAUGGCCAUAAAGAGAAGAAGUCGCGAAUCUAUGUACAUAGAAUGUUCUUAAAUAAAAUGUCUUCCCAUACUCUAACUUUUGCCUUUUUUCUACACUACAGAAGUAUCUUUUAAUGCAGUGCCUGUGUGAAUGCAUAAUUCUAAUCAUCUUCCUCAAGGCCAAGUCUCUGGAAAUUAUUGACAUUCGUUGGCAUAAUUCACAAAAAGUGGUCAGAGUUUUUCCACAUUUUCACAAUAUUUUUUGUUAAAAAACAAUUCCAAACACUCAGAUUCAUGUAAAAUAUCCGUCAAAGUAGUCAAUUGUUGCCUAUGACGAUAAGGAAUCAUGCUUUGGUGGUCACAAAAUGCACAAAAAGAUUGAAAAAGCACCUCGGCAGGUCCUUAUAAAACAUAUGAUUUUGUAAGAUUUUCUUACAAGUUAUAAGAAAAAAUUCGGCCGGAAUACCAAAACCUUUUCUUUUCUAUUAUAGCAAAAAUGUUUCUCACGACGUGGUCUAAAAGUUCAACUGUGAAACUUUUUAGAUCUUACAAAUUUAUAAGUUUUUUUUGUGAGAAUGCCAAAAAACCUUAUAACUCACGAAUUGUAAGAAAAGAAAAGAAAAUAUUUUUGCCAGAAUUAGCUCCUUUGUUAAACUUUUACUUUAUUUUUCUGAAAAUUCUGAAAAAACUACAUAAUGAUUAAGGAAGUUUCAAAUGAAUCUGAAAAAGUUAUUCAUUGGAAAAUUUAUGUUAUCGAUAAUAAAUAAAUAAAUAAAUAUUUUGGCGCUACGUCCCAUAUAGGAACAGGGCCGGCGCCCUAUGUGAUGUUGUUGUUCUCCUUGCGGAGAAGUAUGUUAUCGAUACUAUUAAUAAAAAAAAAUGUGACUCAUUUUUUAAAAUGCAAAUAUAUUGCACCAGAUAAGUUUUGAUUUUUUUUCUUUUUUUUGCUACACCCUAAAGCCCAAAAUUAUAUGGUUUUUCCCUUUAUUUUCUCUUUUUGCUCCAAUCUCGAAGUGACAAGAAAAAUAAUAUAAAAGGCACAACAAAAUGUACAAUACAAUCAGUAAGAAAUUUAAUUUCAUUCCAAAAUGUGUUGCAAAAUUAUUGUUUUAUUUCUUCUCACGUCAAUUGUGUUGGUUUCAAGUGAAAAUUUGAAAGGAAACUACCGCAAUGGAAAAGCUAUUUAGUUGGUGUUCCACUUCGUGGCCAACACCAAGUAUUGUAAUCGUCGGAAAAACCGACCACCUCAGAUCGGGCUCAAACUUGGUAUGAGCACGUUUUAGACAUCCCACAUUACGAAAAUGGUGGUGGAAAAUUUUUGAUCCGGCCGGCCUGCCGGCCUGCCGGCCUGCCGGUGGUCCAAACUUUGCCUUAUAGCUCGAGAACGGUAACAGAUAGAGACUUCGGGUUUGAAGUUUUCUAUAGAAAUGUGGGUGUAAAAUUUCAUUUUUUCGCAUUUUCAAAAUCCAAGAUGGCCGCCAUCCGCCAUUUUGAAAUACUGUCAACCACUUCCCUUACAGCUAGAGGUCUGAAAUUUUAGUAUGUUGUAGAGCUCAGUGAGACGUUUUCAUCGACAAUUCAUACUCGAAAAUCGGUCAAGCGGUUUAGCAAAUAUGGCGGCCUAAAGCAAAAAGUGUUUUUUCAAUAUAACUCGAGAACGGCUUGACCGAUUUUGAUCAUCUUGGUAUCAAAUGAAAGGUAUUGAGAAGCCCUACAACUGUCUAGAACAUUCCAAGUUCCAAAAACGUCCGCAAGAGGCGCUAAAAACAAAAACAAAAAUUGCCUAACUUUAAGGGGCAAUAUCUCCGAAUCCCCAUUAGGCAAAUCUUUUAAAUUUUGAUAUGUUGUAGCCUGACUAAUAAUCUUGUACCAGUCCGAAAAUGAAGAAAAUCUAUGUCGCCGUUUAGAAGAUAUGGCCAUUUGAAAAAUUCUUGAAUUUGAAAAGUUCUAAGAGCCAUAUCUCCUGAACUGCUUGUCCGAUUUUGCUCAACUUGGUAUCAAAUUAAAGGUUUUGCAAAACUCUACAACUUUCUAGAACAUCAGAAACCUCUAGAACUAUUCCUUCAUGAUAAAAAAUGCCAAAAACUGUUUUGGUGAAACAAAAAUCCGCCAUUUUGUGUUCUAGUGGUGACCUUGAAAUGUAUCGAAACAUAUGUCAGAUUAUAGCUUAUUUCAAUACCUUUCCAUAACUAGUCAAGAAAUUUCUGUAGGUUUUAUAGAACUUGAGAUAUGACCAUUUUUAUGCAUCAAAUUACUGAAUUUUACAAAAAAAAUCAACUUUGCCUACUAAUACUGAUCACAAAUCGUAUUAUAACGCAUAAACUAACUUCUAUACGUUGUGGGACACCAACUCUUAUAACUGGACGCGUUAUGAUUGACUUUCUUAAUAGACACCAAGGUAAAACUUAAUUAUCUAUCUACUUAAUAUGUUUUCUAUGAAAUUUUAUUUUCUAUUUGUCCCCCUAUCUAAAAUAUAAAAUAUUUGUAUGUAUUGUAGAUGUCGUGGGUGGAUGCUGCGUAUGAGUGUGAGAAACGAAAUAUGACUCUUAUGACUAUUCGAUCACGCGAAGACCAGAAUCAAGCAGAAGAAUUAGUGAAAAAUUAUUCCUAUGUAGUGUGGAUAGGUGGUUACGACUAUCAAAAAGAAGGAGAAUUUCGUUGGAUUGAGACUGGAGAAGUAUUUUCCUACACAAAUUGGAGAAGUGAUGAACCAACAAAUUGGAGAAAGGAAGGUUGUGUAAUUAUUUAUGACCUUACUAAAACAUGGGGUUAUUUUCAUUGUCUGAAUAAGUAUCCUUUUAUUUGCCAAAUUAACACUAAUAAGUGUCACUAAUUUUCUUCGCCUUUUCUGUUUUUUUAAUAUAUAAUUUUCUGUAUUCUUUAUGAUAAUUUUCAAUAAAAAAGUUUGGCUUAUAUAAUUUCCAAAAUAUUUUUAUUUGUGUUUGAGAUGCGCUUAUUUUCCACACGAUGGGGUUUUAUUUGUCAUCUUUGCAAUUUGAUGAGUAAAUCAUCAGUGAGAAAAUUGUCUUUGUGAAAAAUUUCAAAUAUUUAUCAAAAUUUUAAUGAGAUUCCCCAAAUAUGUAUGUAUGUAUAUUUUAAAAGGCCUACAAGAGAUGAAUUUUGUACUUUCUAUGCGGUGAAAACACAAUAAAUUUCCAUCACCACAAAAUCCCUCACAUGAUGUUUAUCAAUUUCACGGGGAUUUCUGUCACAGAAUCCUCAGCAUAUAUGAGUCAGAAAAUUAAUAUUUCCAUCGUAUGAGAUAAUUAAUGACAUUCUACCUCGUCAAUUGUGGAGCUUUUGACUUUUUUUUUCAUUUUGGUUUCCACGAACAACGGGGAUUUAUGAGAAAAUUCCAACAAAGGGGAAAUUCUAUUGUGUCUAUCACAAUAUUCCUCUUAGCACUUCUAAAUACUCCCUGUAAUAAUUCUCUCUACCCGCCUUGUUUUAAAUGAGUGGAAAGGAAUGAAAUUUCACAAUUUUCCAUUUCAUUUCCAAUACGUAAGUUUGUUUUAGGAAUAUUUUGUAAUAUUUACCAGGAUUUUCAAACAAUCCUACGAUAUAAAAUGAAGGACAAAAGAGAUCAUUUUACGUGUGAUUUUUGAUGCAGACUCUGCGCAUGGAUUAUGGGUAAAUCCCUUUAUUUAUUUUUCCGGGAAAAUCAAUGCUACACACGAGUUGAUUUGCCACUAUCUCCGUAAAUUGCACUUGGAAGUCUUUUUGGUUUUGCCGCAGAGCGCUAUUGCAGAAAAGCAUAAAAUAUUCAUGCUAUUGAUUUUUUUUUGUAUUCAAUAAUAUAACUGAAUGGAAUAAUAAACAUCAGAAUGAGUUUUUUUUCUGUGCUGAGUGUUGAGCUUCAACUCUUCUGGUGUGCCCUAAUAAAAGCUUUGGUGGAGCAAUAAAUUGGCAUAAUCUCUUCCAUUUUUAUUAAAUAUUCAAGCAUAUUUUUUAUUAUUCCACACCCUCCUCAAAAAAAGCCAAACUCCUAAUGCAUUGUGGACGAAUGGGGGAGUGGAUGUGUGAAUCUCAGGUUAGCAUAAUUCCACCGAAAAAAAGCAUUAAAUUUACACUACGCUCACUGAAUAUUUGAUGUCCACACCAUUUUUUAUUUCCUCCCAUCCCCCCCUCCAGGCAGAAGUUUCACAUGACGAGGGGGGAAUUAGCAAUGUAUUUUAAUAAACCCCUGACCAGGGUGAGAGGAGCUUUCCGGGUGUAUAACACACACCCCGGUAACCCCGGAAAACUUUGCGUGGUCGACACCUCUUUGUCUCUUUCAGCACAUUGUGAUUAUUUAGAUGAGGAAAUGGGUGGGAAAAAAAAGUUUCACAGAAUCCAUGCGGGGUAUAUAACUUUGAGCGUUUUAUAAUUUAUAUAAAAAGAGCUUUACACGGAUUCUAUAAUUUUUUUUCUCUGUGCGGUGGGUGGUCAGCUAACGACGGUGCCUAGAUAGCAAGAAUAUUGUCAGAAAACAGGAAGAACAAAAAAAUGAAAAAUGAGUUCAAAGCUUUAUGUAGUUGACAGAAUGAGCUUUUUCUUCGUGCUUUUCAUUUUCAUUGAAAUCUUUGAAUGAAUUUGUUAAGGAAUUUUACAGAUUUUUCUCUUGGAAAAUUAAUUAGUGUAUGGCGUUUUAGUCAAUUAAAUGUGGAUUAAAAUUUAAAACAAUGUUGAUCUUUUUUUUAAAAAUAAAUAAAUAAAAAGAUACAUAUUUAACAGUUUUCAUGCCCCCUUUUUAUUCCACAAAUUGUUAAGUUAAACAUUUUAAAGUCUUGAUUUGAGAUAUAAAAAUACUUUUUAUAUUAAUUACACACAUUCUUUCCCAUGAUGGCUUUAUCAACUUUUAGAUAUAUAAUGGGAGAUUUUAUUUGUGUGUUUGUUUGGGCAAAAAAAAAAGUUUGAGGACUUUUGUACGAUGUGACACAUAAAUUUAGCCAAUAAACUCUCGACAAGAAAAUCAGAUGGGGAAGGUGGGUGGUUGGCAAAGAAAAAAGUCCAAAACCACCCUGGUGAGAGAUAAAAGUUUUUCGAGUGUCUCUAAAUAAAUUGAGAACGACAAAUAAUACGGAGGGAAAAAUUGCCGAAAAUUCUUCGUUAGAUUGGAGGUUGGAUAUAUUUUCUUUUAGCUAAAACUUUGCAGAGAACUUUUGACUUUUACUUGGAAAAUUACAGCGAUACUUUUUCUCUAUGUGGUACAUGAUAAAAUACCAAGAUAAUUAAGCAGAAAUAGAGUGACCUAUUUUGUGGUUUAAAUUAAAUUAAAUCGUUGUGAUUCACAUGGGAGUAUUUGAUCUAAAAAAGCUCCCUCGUAUGAGAGAGAAAAUUUCUUGUAUACGCUGCUUUUUUACCCUAUUUGUCAGAAUCAUUUGGAGGAUGUCCAGUUUACUCGAAAAAAGCUCCACUACUGUUUGGUAUUCAAGAUAGAUAGAAAAUUCUAUCAUGGCCCAAUCUCACAGAGUGGCUCCCCAAAAAGCUAAACAUGGUAAUCAAAUCAGAUUUCUUUCUUUCCAUUUUGUUUUCCCAUCUCAAAAGGAAGAUAGUUUAUUUGGGAAAUUCUGUGCACAGAAUAUAAUGAAAAUUCUCGUUUUUAUUUCAGUAGAUUUUUAAUUGCAUACCCUUAAAGAGAAAAUUUCCACAAUAUUUUUCAGCAAAAUUAAACAUAAAGCUCUAACGAUUAAGGGGGGAUUUUGCUCACUAAAAUAACUUCUACUAUAAUAAACUGCGAUACUUCCAUUUUAGUGCAAAAAAUACUCCAUAUUGUUUUGCUUUGAAUUAAUUUGGCUUUUCCUGCUGCUGGAAAGCUCUCAGAGUUGCUUGGUAGAAAAAAACUGCCUUGAUAAGUCGUAUACACUGACAUACUAUACAUAAACCAACUCCUCCUUUUUUUCGUUCACAAAAUUUGGAGUCAUGCCAAAAGGAAAAUUCAUUAAAAUGGCCAUAAUUUCAAAUGUGUAUUCCAUUGAGACUCUUCAGCAUUUGCGAAUAAACUUAUUAUCUCUGUGAGGAAUCGGUUAGAAGAAUAUGAAACGACGGGUAAAUUUGAAUUAUUUGAAUUUUUUGAAAAAAGAAGAAAAAGAAGAAGAAAAGAAGACGAAUCAUAACCUAAAAAAUCUGAUCAAGCACAACAUGUGACUCAGCAAUUUUCCAAUGUAUUUUCUUAAUUUUUAUAUUUAAUUUUGUAGUAAGAGUGUCAGAGGAGUAGUGAAAUAUAGAGAGAAGUGUUUAUGAACUGAAUUAAGUGUUUAUUUAUCAACAAAAAGACUCAAAAGCAAGAGAAAACAUCAAAGUGUCCCAGCAGCCUGCAUGCUCCGUCACGCCGGUCGCAUCGACCCGGAGUAUUAUUAAUCAACCUAUGUAUAUUGCAGGUUAGAAGCAUUGGGGCACCACAUAUGCAUUCAGCAUAAUGAGAAUGUACUAACUUUCCUGUAUCUCCUACGCAGGUAGAUUCCCCUUCAAGACGUUUGUAUGCAAUGAUUAUUCUAAUUCUUUGGGAAUUCUACUGUGCAGGUACGUUCUCAAUAACAUAAUUCUGGUCCUUCGAGAAACAACACGAACUGCAGCACAAUGACAGAACCAUCAGCAACACCCGAAGUAACCAAGAAGAAGACUCUCCAUAGGGAACGAGGGAACCUCAAGCGAUCACUCACUGUCCUUGAAUCCAAACUGGCGCAACAACCAAUCUCGCAUGCCCUGGCGAAGUCAAUGAUCACUCAAGUACAAGACCUUCAAGACCGAUUCUUCCCAAUUCAGGAGCAAUUGGAGGAUCUCACACAACAUGAUGUAAAGCUCUUCGAAAAGGAAGACAAGGAAGCCACAUCGUUCUACGAGCGAUGCAUGGAAAUCAAAAUCAAAGCAGGUGAAUCUCUCUACGAUGAACCUCAACAAUCUCAAGAUGACAGUGUUUCGUACGCUGACCAAGAUGACAUCAAGAAAGCUCUGAGCAAUCAGACGAACAUUAUGCAAAAGAUGCUGGAGUUUCAACGGAUGGGCUCCUCAUCCUCCAAUGGUGGUGGACGUACCAAGCUGCCACAAUUGUCGCUCCCAAGCUUUGACGGUCGUUAUACAGAAUGGCCUCGGUUUAGGGACGCAUUCCAAAGCGCAAUUCAUUGCAACAAUGAACUCAAGCCUAACGAGAAGAUGCAAUAUCUUAAAUUGUCAUUGACUGGGUGUGCGGCUGAGUACAUCUCACAUGUGCCAAUAUCUGAUGACAAUUACGAACCAACAUGGGCACGCCUCUCCAAGAGAUACGAAAAGAAAGGACACUUGAUGAACGCUUUCAUCGACGAAUUUAUGACACAAUCGAAGCAAAAGGUGGACAAUGCUGCUGACCUCUUGCAGGCCAGCAGGAAGUACAGACAAAUCGUCGAUAGUAUGAAAGCUCUUGGUGAAGAAUGCCUCUCAUUGGAUGUGUGGAUGAUCUACCUAAUGAAACAAAACAUGCACGAGAAGUUCCGCACGAAGUGGGAGGAAACCCGUGAUUCAGAGAGCAUUCCGACAGUGGAAGAAUUCUUUGAGUUCAUGGACAAAUCAACGGAUGUUUUGGAGCGAGCGGCUGUCAACCUUGAGCCCAAGAAGCCCAAGCAACCUGAAACUACCGGAAAACCUGCCAAAGGGAUCAUCAAGUCUCACCACACUGAAGUGAGUCAAUGCUACAAAUGUGGAGCUGAUCAUGCGCUAUACCAAUGUGAUCAGUUCAAAGCUCUUUCUCUGGAUGAGAGAAGGAGACUCGUGACAAAAUCCAGUCUUUGCUACAAUUGCCUUCGCAGCAAUCAUUCCUCAAAGAAAUGUAUGUCGAAAUCAAGAUGUCGUGAAUGUCAAAAGCCUCAUCACACUUUGCUCCACAUGCCUCCUGAUGUGGCUCAAAAGCCUCAAACUUCGGCGACACAGUCAGGGCCUCCUACUGUGCCGCAAACACAAGCUCCUUCUCAACCUGCCGCUCCCACAGCUGGCGGGAAUCAAGUCUUUAUGGGACACCAGUCAUUUCUUCCACAACGAGCUCUGCUUCCUACAGCACUCGUGUACAUCAAGGACGUCUAUGGAGUCAAGAGGAAAUGUCGGGUACUGAUCGAUGGAGGAGGAGAAUGCACUAUGAUUACGGAAGAUUGUGCACAGCGCUUGUCUCUCCCGAGGCAACCUGCUCGAAUCCCUGUUACGGGCGCUGGUGCGGUAACAGUCGGACAUACACGUGGAGUGAUCAACAUGGAAUUGAGCUCUACCUACAAUGAAAACAACAAGAUCAACGUACAAGCUUAUGUCAUGCUGAAGGUGACAUCUGAACUUCCGUCAGUUUCACUCACAGCGAUGAAAUGGUCUCAUUUGGAAUCGCUACAAAUGGCUGACCCACACUUCAAGACACCAAGCAAGGUGGAUAUCAUCCUUGGCGCAGAAUACGCUGGACAGAUUGAAAUGGGUGAAAUCAUCAGGGGAAAUGUUGGUGAGCCUAUAGCUAAGCUCACAAUCUUCGGCUGGAUAGCCACAGGACAAGUUUCAGCACAAGCUCACUCAUUCAAUUCUUUCCACACUGAACUUGAUCUCAACGAUUCACUGAAGAAGUUCUGGGCUACAGAGUCUGUGAUGCCAGCAAAGCCUAGACUCACUGAAGAAGAACAGCUGUGUGAAUCCCAUUUCCAGGAGACACACUCACGUGACGAGACAGGAAGGUAUGUUGUCGAGUUUGCAUUCAAAUCCUCUCUUGAGGACUUGGGUGACUCUGUGCCGGCAGCAAUGGCACAAUUCAAGGCAAUGGAAAGGCGUUUCUCACGCAACCCAGAGUUUCAUCAAAGUUACAAGGAGUUUAUGUCUGAGUAUAUAUCUCUGGGUCACAUGGAACUUGUUCCACCCAAUGAACCUGAGAAACCUCAUCACGGGAAGUAUCUGCUGCCACACCAAGCAGUUUUGAGGCCGAGCAGUGAGACGACAAAGUUCAGGGUGGUUUUCAAUGGAUCAGCCCCCACUCCGCCUCUCAAUGUGUCCUUCAACGACACCCUGGCAGUAGGUCCUGUCCUUCAAAGUGACCUUUUUACUUUGCUUGUGGGUUUCAGGAUGCACAAGUUCGCUUUCUCUGCCGACGUCGUAAAAAUGUAUCGGCAAAUUGGUAUCGCUAAGAAGCAUAGGGAUUAUCUGAGUGUCUUUUGGCGCGAUGAUCCAUCAAAAAAGUUGCUAAUUUACAGACUGACGACGGUGACAUAUGGCACCUCUAGCGCGCCAUACCUGGCCACCAAAGUUCUCCAACAGAUAGCAAAUGAUUAUCAGAGCGAAUUCCCCGCAGCAUCCCAGGCCAUCAAGUCAUGCUUCUACAUGGAUGAUUUGUUGUGUGGUGCUGCCACAUUGGAAGAAGCUAAAGCACUGCGACGUGACAUUGAAGAGGUCCUCAACCGAGGAUGUUUCCCGCUCCGGAAGUGGUCGUCAAAUUCACCAGCUCUACUCGAAGACAUCCCUCAAGAUAAGUUGGCAAUCACCCCGGAACAAGUACUUACACAAGCGAAAUGCAUUUCAGUCCUUGGGCUGGACUGGAAUACUGGGAAGGACAUACUCGCAGUGGCAAUCAAGGAUCCACCACCCGUAUCUACUAUGCGGGACUAUUGCUCAGCUGCAGCAAAAACAUUUGAUCCACUCGGUUUCAUAUCACCAGUCACAAUCAAGUUCAAGAUGCGAUUUCAAACCUUUUGGAGUCUUGGGCUGGAUUGGAAAAGCAAACUCCCUCAAGAAGUUGUGACCGAGUACGAGAAAAUCCAAUCACAAUAUCCAUUGCUGCAGAACGUGGAGAUUCCCCGGAUUAUUCCCUCUGAGAAAGGUGUGAUUGAAUUGCACGGCUUUUGCGACGCCUCUGAACGAGCUUAUGGGGCUGUUGUCUAUGCCAUGGGUCUCGAUGAGAAUUCACAAGCAACAGUCAAUCUGGUCAUAUCCAAAUCUCGCGUCGCACCCCUUAAGCCUCUAUCUAUUCCACGACUCGAAUUGAAUGGUUGUCUCGUACUCGCACAGAUGAUAGAGAAACUGAAGGAAUCACUACCGGAGUACGAAAUUCGAGUUCACGCUUGGACAGACUCUAUGGUUUGUCUUCAAUGGCUUCACGAUGAUCCUCGUAGGUGGAAAACUUACGUAGCGAACAGGACGAGUCUCAUUCUGGACAUUAUUCCACCGGAGCAAUGGCGACAUGUUUCUACAGAUGACAAUCCCGCGGAUUGUAUCUCCAGGGGUCUUUUCCCGGAGGAGUUUAUGCAGCAUACACUUUGGUGGCAAGGACCUGCGUGGCUCAAGGGGGGAGAAGAUCAAUGGCCCGCUAAGGCAAUCAUCACUAAGAAAAAGACAAACGAGGAGCGGACAUCGACUGUUCAGCUAUUCACAAAGAUGGAGGAUAAUCCUAUCCUCACAGCACUCAUGGAGAAGCAUUCGGAUUAUUUGUCAAUAGUCCGCAUGGUGGCUUAUCUACAACGCUUUGGGAACAAUCUGCGGCAGCCAAAGGAUGAACGUCAAUUGGGAUUCCUCACUGUUUUGGAACAAACACGGGCUGCACACUGCAUUUUUGUUCAAAUUCAGAAGCAUUCCUUUGAUGAUGAAUACACAUGUCUCGAGAAAGGGAAAUCCAUCCCUUCUUCCAGCAACUUGCGGCGUUUGGUACCCUUUUUGGAUGAGUUUGGGGUUAUGCGAGUUCUCGGUCGUCUUGGAAACGCACAAGUGUCAGAGAGGACUCGGCAUCCCAUCCUUCUACCUGGCAAACACCCAUUCAUUCGAAGUUUGGUUAUGUUCACGCACACUACUUAUCAACAUGCAGGAAAUCAACUCACAAUGGGAAUUCUGAGCACAAAGUAUCACAUCUUGGGAUUGAGGAAGCUUGUUAGGAGUGUGACUCAGAAUUGCAUCAAGUGCGUGAAGGCGAAACCCAGGACUGUCACUCCUCUUAUGGGCCACUUGCCGGCGGUGAGAGUGCAGGAGAAUCGGCCUUUCUACAAAUCCGGCUGCGACUUUGCUGGGCCGUUUCAGAUACGUACAUCCUACCUCCGGAAAGCGCCAAUCGUGAAGGGAUACAUAUGUCUGUUCAUAUGUAUGGUCACUAAAGCUGUACAUUUGGAGUUGGUAAGUGACCUCAGCACAGAAAAGUUCAUUGAAGCCCUAGACAGGUUCCGUAGUCGCCGUGGACAUUGCCAUACAAUCUACUGUGAUAAUGGCAGCAAUUUCGUGGGGGCAGCAGGAGUCACUCGAGAGGAACGUCUGAAAGGGAUUCGCAUUCAUCAGGAGAAAGUCAGCAAACACAUGUCAAGCCAAGGCACACAGUUCCACUUCAUCCCACCCUACUCGCCUACCUUUGGGGGUUUGUGGGAAAGGGGCAUCGGAAACUCCAAAACACAUCUCAAACGAGUUCUUGGUGAGCAAGUCCUCACAUUCGAGGAGUUCAGCACUGUACUAUGCAAAAUUGAAGCCUGUCUGAACUCACGCCCACUUUGUGCCAUGUCUUUGGAUCCUGAGGAUUUGGAACCCCUCACUCCUGCCCAUUUCUGGUUGGGCCAUUCUCUCACAUUGGAGCCAACUGAGGACUUCUCAGAGUCCAACCCCAAUCGCCUUAGCCGGUGGCAACUUUUGCAACGUCAUGUUCAGCAAUUCUGGAAACGAUGGUCAAUGGAGUAUCUCACUUCCCUUCAGCAGAGGCCCAAAUGGUACAAAGAGUGCAAAAAUCUGGAAGUGGGAAAUCUUGUACUCCUCCGUGAAAACAAUUUGAGACCUUCUGUGUGGAAAAUGGGACGCAUCACUGAAGUUCAUCCAGGGAAGGAUGGAGUAGUACGAGCAGUCACGCUGAAGACAAAGGAUGGUAUCGACAAGAGGAUAGUCAGCACGGUUGCAAAGCUUCCAGUGGAGUAGCCGUCAAAGGAUUUGUUGAGAUUCCUCAACGGGGGCAGUAUGUGAGGAAUCGGUUAGAAGAAUAUGAAACGACGGGUAAAUUUGAAUUAUUUGAAUUUUUUGAAAAAAGAAGAAAAAGAAGAAGAAAAGAAGACGAAUCAUAACCUAAAAAAUCUGAUCAAGCACAACAUGUGACUCAGCAAUUUUCCAAUGUAUUUUCUUAAUUUUUAUAUUUAAUUUUGUAGUAAGAGUGUCAGAGGAGUAGUGAAAUAUAGAGAGAAGUGUUUAUGAACUGAAUUAAGUGUUUAUUUAUCAACAAAAA